Messenger RNA from Hydatigera taeniaeformis, 240 nucleotides. Lineage: Eukaryota; Metazoa; Platyhelminthes; Cestoda; Cyclophyllidea; Taeniidae. The record is from the annotation of a GenBank genome assembly.
AUGGUCUGGGUAGUCUCAUCGGCAUUUCUACCUUUUACCCACAGACGCAAAGUGCAGGAGAUCAAUUGGCAGCGCAAACAAGAGCAGAUGGUGGCGGGCGAGACACUGACCCAACUGGAGGAAGAGUGGGUCUCCCUUGUGGGCAAGAACUAUGAAAUAGAGCAGGCCAUCUUGGAAUUGGAGCAGGAGCUGCAGGUCUCUGCGCAUCCAUCACUGAACGAGGAUGCCAAGGAACCCUAG